Messenger RNA from Microplitis demolitor, 1200 nucleotides. RefSeq lists its product as uncharacterized. The record is from RefSeq and is a predicted model, not a curated record. Gene Ontology annotation, molecular function: calcium ion binding. Bases 1 to 1200 code for a protein of 399 amino acids. The transcript is spliced from 7 exons. NCBI's taxonomy places the organism in Eukaryota, Metazoa, Arthropoda, Insecta, Hymenoptera, Braconidae.
AUGGCGCCCAUUCCAAAUGCAUACCCGGAGGCUGAUAGAGCAUCAUCUCAUCCGGACAACCGGAAACGUACUCGCGGGUCUUUCGUGCUGUUGUCUGCAGGAGGGGGCGGUGGUGGAGGAGGAGGCGGAGGUGGCGGGUGCCGCCGACGUGACUACGAACGUCGCAGUGCUGGCGGUCGGGGUGCUUCCGGUCUUGCCACCAUCAGCUCCUCGGUCGCGGGGAGCGCGGGGGGUUGUGGCCCCGUGGUGGGGCUCCCCUCCUACAAAAAGCGCCAAGGAAGUGCUGCAACAUGGAAUCGAGACCGUGGACGUGCAAAGGGUGGUCGUGGUACCGGGGAUGGCUCAACAUUUUUGGGCGCCAACGUCCCCGGAAAUUAUCCACCGGGAUAUCAUCAAGGAGUCGGCGGUACAACAGGAUAUCAUGAGGUCAUUAAUAUCCUUGGAAAACGCAAUAAAGCUGGUACAUUAACAGGAAUAGAUCCACCACCAGGUGUUUCGGAGACUGAAGAUGACAACGAAGAAGAGGGUGCACCUAAAAAGCCACCUCGUCCAUUGUACCGAAGAUUCAUUAAUUACGUCCGGCAAGCGUGGACUGGCGUCAAAUUCGCCUUAGAUUCUGAGUACGAAGAAGAACAAACACCACGCUAUAGACCAGACUCGUUAGCAAGUCUCUGCAGAGCGACACGAUUUACUGAAGCGGAAUUGAAAAGGAUAUACCGUGGUUUCAAAGCCGUAUGUCCUACGGGCGUGGUCAGAGAAGAUACUUUCAAAUGUAUUUACUCACAGUUUUUUCCUCAAGGAGCAAAUACCAGUCAAUAUGCCCACUAUGUCUUUAAUACUCUGGAUCAAGAUCACAGUGGACUACUGAGCUUCGAGGACUUUGUAACGGGUCUGAGUAUAUUAUCACGUGGAUCAAUGGAUGAAAAGCUUCGCUGGACAUUCUCACUUUAUGACAUAAAUGGAGAUGGCUGUAUAACACGAGAUGAAAUGACAGAUAUUGUGACUGCGGUCUAUGAAUUGAUGGGAAAAUUUUCUGACCCGAAUAUGGAUACUGACGGCGUUCGAGAACGAGUAGAUAGGAUAUUCCAGAAAAUGGAUGGGAAUAAAGACGGCGUUGUCACACUGACAGAAUUUCUAGACGCAUGUCGUGCUGAUCCUGAAAUUUCAGCAUCAAUGGCAGCCCUCGACACGGCUUUCUGA